CUUCUCUCACCAGAUAUUCCUCCUACAGCGUUGUUGUGUUUUGCUAAUGUAUCGAGUGACAAACAGUCCCUGAUGCUGUCCUGCAUCUGGGAUGGAGGAGCUCCGAAAGCCUUAGUUUGGUGGGAUGCACCAGGAGGUCAGGGCAAAGCUGGAGAAGAAACCUCCAAUGUCCUGGUCGUGAGAUACAACAGUUUUUACUUUGGGAAGCCCUACGUGUGUUACGCUAAGCAUCCACUAAUGGUCCAAACUAAGACCUGCAGCCUCACACUUGCUACUGUCAGUAAGCCGUCUCUCUUGAUAAGUGAAGCAGCUCCAGUGGAAAAAUCAACGACAUGGAUGCGAUGUAACGUGGAAAAUGGUACAAAGCCAAUCCUGUAUGUGUGGCAAUAUAAAAAUAACAGCGGCAGUAUCACAACAUUUGCACAAGGCAACAGCAGCAUGGUCACUAUGAGCAACGUUAACCGAAGCGUCACCGGCCUGUACCGCUGUGUGAGCAGCAACUUCAUCAACAGUGAGAGCUCUGACUGGUUUUUACUGGACGUUAUCUGUGAGUAUUAAAGGCACACUGAGUAACUUUGGCAUGUUUUAAAAUAAUUUUCUUGAGCCAGCAGGCACUAAAACGAUCCUUUAAAAGGUGAAGGAAAAGCCUCUGUCCUCUGCUGCUUGUGGGUAGAACUUGAGCCAGACCGGUGACCUGAAGUCCCACAAAGUCACAUAUCUUGCGAGGUGCAGUAACGCUUCAGGGCAAUGCGUUUACACCUCAAAACCACAGCUAACAAGUCUCCUGCUUUGGCUGGGAUGCUCCCGUAUUUUACCUGUUCCUUCCUGUUUUUCCAUUUUAGUAAUUCCCCUUACAAUGUCCCGCAUUCACUGAAAUUUUUAUACUCGUUCUCCUGGAGACAGGAAGGACAUGUAAAGUACCAGUGGUCAUAUUUUCACCAACAAAUUGACCAGAGGUCAACCUUUCGUUUGCAGACAUGAA
Molecule: messenger RNA, 982 nt
Organism: Nothobranchius furzeri (turquoise killifish)
Lineage: Eukaryota; Metazoa; Chordata; Actinopteri; Cyprinodontiformes; Nothobranchiidae
Product: V-set and immunoglobulin domain-containing protein 10-like 2
Source: RefSeq, a predicted model, not a curated record